UGUCCGCCUUGUGCGACCUCAACGGCCUCGCCUCUUAAGCGUUCCUCACUUCCAUCUCUGUCGUUUCAUUUUACUUUGAAACUGUAAUUCAAGUCUUGCAUGUCAAUCGUUUCGUUUCCCUUUGAAACUGUAAUUCCAUUCUUUCAAUGUUCUCUCUUUCAAUUGAAGUCCCACUACUUUCCCAUGUUACUUGAAUUCCUAUAUAAUGCUUUCCACUUGAUCUCUAUUCUGUAUCGUAAAUCUCAAAUCUCUCUCUUUUUUCUUUUUCCUUCAUCGAUCGGUAUGGAGAAGGAUAAGAAGAAUAAGAAGAAUAAGAAGAAUAAGAAGAUGGAGUGGUUUUGGCCGGAGAAGAACAACGGUGGAGUUAUUUUGGAGAUGGAGGAUGUGGCGGCCGAGCAUUUAUCUAGAGAAGGGACAAUGAGUCAUUACAGUUUCAGCAAAGGUCUUCUUCCGCCGCUCGGAGUCGGAUCCGCAUGGAAAUCAACCCGCAUGAUUUGUCCACCUUUUUAACGUUUCGAGCAAGCUAGAAACGGAGGAUCCCACGCUCUGCAACAUUGUGCAACUCAUCAUCAGUCACAGUGAUGCGCUGUUGCUUCAUCGUCUCUCCCUUCGAUCCUCGCUACAGAGCGUGGGAUCCUCCGUUUCGAAAAAAGGUGGACAAAUCAUGGGGGUUGAUUUCCUUCUGAUUGAUGAAAAGUCUACUUUGAUGCAAGGCUCCAUUUACGUCACCCACCUUCUCAAAUUCGAACAUGCUCUGCGUGAUGGGGCUUUUAUAGAAACAAAAGAGGUUGUUUCUUCCGUCUUCAGUGGAGAGGAAGGUUCAGAGGAGUGAUAGUACACGGUCAAGCCAAACAAGAAACAACACGGUUUGAGGAGACGAUACAAAAGGAUGAUGUAGUGAUUGAGAGACUCAUUUCGAAGCUUCUUAUUGCGAAUGAUCAGUUAGAAGCAAUAUCAGAAGCAAUAUCUGCAGCUGAAGAAAUAGUCAGCUCUCUUGCUGACAAUUUAACUACUUCAUUUGAGAAGCUAAAGAAUGAUAAAGAAGCUGCAAAGAAAGAGGAGCUUGAGCUAAAAGAAGAAGCAAUAGUCAUCGAGAGUGAAGUACAAAACACAUAAAUAGGAAUUGGUGAAAAGGAGAAAGAGUUGCUUUCAAAGUAAGAUGAGCUUGAGAACGCUAAGCACGCAGAGGCUUUAGCUCUCGAGAAGCUCGAGUCUAUGGCAGAUAAGACAAUGAAAACUCGGGAAAUGGAAUCUCAGAGAAGUUCAACCAUUACAAUCUCAAGAUUUGAGUACGAGUAUUUGAGUGGACAAGCUUGUCACGCGAAAGAAGCUGCAGAGAAGAAAGUGGAAGCUGCAAUGGCGUGGGUUGAAGCACUCAAGGCUAGCACUAACGCGAUUUUGUUAAGGACGGAAUCUUUAAAGAGAGUGAGUGGGAAAACAAUGGUGGAAGAAGAAAGGGCAUCGUUCAGGAUGCAUAGGUCGCUAUUGAUAAAGAGACUGGUCCAAAAUGAGAUUCAAAAGUUCAAGCAGAAGUUAGAAGACUAUGGCGUGAUCAGGUCUCCUAAACCUAUAAGAAAAUCGCUUCAAAGUCACAAAGAGAACUCAGGAGACAAAGGCUUGAUCAACUCUCCUAGACCGGUAAGAAAAUCGGUAAGGCUGAGCGGGAAGUUCACACCGGUUCAGGGAGGGAAGUCGAGAAGAUACUCAUCAUGGAACAGAGCGACUCCAACGUUCUUUGUAAUCAAGAAGAAGAAGAAAGUUCCAAGCUUGGUUAAAAAUUUGAGCAGGAAAAGGCGUAAGUCCUCUUUAGAACAAUGAGAAGUUUAGUUAUCUUGCUGCCGUAACUGAGUUUUGUUUUGCUUGCAUUUUAAAGUUUCACAUUGUUUGUAAUUGUAAUGUAUAGCUUGUAACCGGUU
Camelina sativa (false flax) is the source of this 1916-nucleotide messenger RNA. The record is from RefSeq and is a predicted model, not a curated record. Lineage: Eukaryota; Viridiplantae; Streptophyta; Magnoliopsida; Brassicales; Brassicaceae.